Messenger RNA from Vombatus ursinus (common wombat), 2428 nucleotides. RefSeq names its product forkhead box Q1 (gene FOXQ1). The record is from RefSeq and is a predicted model, not a curated record. The transcript has a single exon. NCBI's taxonomy places the organism in Eukaryota, Metazoa, Chordata, Mammalia, Diprotodontia, Vombatidae. The coding region runs from base 68 to 1612 and encodes 514 amino acids. Gene Ontology annotation, molecular function: RNA polymerase II cis-regulatory region sequence-specific DNA binding; DNA-binding transcription factor activity, RNA polymerase II-specific. Gene Ontology annotation, biological process: cell differentiation; anatomical structure morphogenesis; regulation of transcription by RNA polymerase II.
ACGCGGGAGACAGACAGAGAGAGAGAGAGAGAGAGAGAGAGAGAGAGGUGUGAAAGGUGGUGGUGGGAUGAAGUUAGAGAUUUUCGCCCUCCGCACCUCCUACGAGGAAAAGACUUCAAACGACCUGGAAGGCGCCGGCGGCAGCCGUGGCCCGUCGUCUCCCCUCUCGGUUGGGGGCGAGGAUGACCUGGGCUCGGAUGAGGAUUGCGCAGCCAACAGCCCGUCCUGCAGCAGCCUAACAGGGGAGCUGGCGACCGACUGCAGCCACAGCAGCAGCAGCAGCGGGGGCGAAGGGAGCGAGAGCGGCUGCUCCGGGGAAGAUCCCUCUUUGACAGCCUCAGCCUCGCAAGGCGCUUCCACUGAGACAGGAGGUAACUCCAGCGGGAGCAGCAGCAGCGGUUGCAACCCCAGCGGCGGCUGCAACCCCAGCGGCAGCAAUUGCGAGGGAGGGGGCGGGCGGGGCAAGCCCUACACCCGGCGACCAAAGCCCCCUUACUCUUACAUCGCGCUCAUCGCCAUGGCCAUUCGCGACUCAGCCGGGGGUCGCCUGACCCUAGCCGAGAUCAACGAGUAUCUCAUGGGCAAGUUCCCUUUCUUCCGCGGCAGCUACACGGGAUGGCGCAACUCGGUGCGGCACAACCUCUCGCUCAAUGAUUGCUUUGUCAAGGUGCUCCGCGAUCCCUCCCGCCCCUGGGGCAAGGACAACUACUGGAUGCUCAACCCCAAUAGCGAGUACACCUUCGCCGACGGGGUCUUCCGCCGCCGCCGCAAGAGGCUCAGCCACAAGGCAGCGGCGCCCCCGUCUUUGCAGCCCGAGGAGAGCGCUCCAGGAGCGGCGGCUGCAGCCGCUGCUGCAGCUGUGGCAGUGGCUCACCCGGCCGGCGCCGCCCGCCUGCUGCUGCCGCCGCCUCCACCUCCUCCCCCUCCUCCUCCCCUGACCUCUGUGGGCCGUGUCCCCGGCGGCGGCGGAGGUGCAGUGCCCUCUUCUUCCACCUCCUCCUCUUCCCUGUCUCCGUCCUCCUGCUCCCCGGGCUGCAAGGAGGAAAACACGAGCCCUGCGCGCAAGUUCUCCAGCUCCUUUGCCAUCGACAGCAUCCUCAACAAGCCCUUCCGCCGCCGCGGAGACCAGGGCGCAGAGACUCGGUCCUACCCCCAGCCCGCGAGGCUGCUGUGGUCCGCCGCCGCCGCCGGCGCUUCCUCCUUACCCGGCGCUGCUGGAUACCCGACCUUAACCGCCUUCCCUCCGGCCCCACACUCCCAACAGCAGUCCCCCCUGUUCCCCAGGGGGGGUGCGCGGGCGGCCAUCGCAGGAGGGACCCUCUUGCAGCUGUACGCAUAUGGAAUGGGCGAGCCUGUUCUCCUGGAGACUCAGAGAAGGGAGACGCCGCUGGCUCUGGCUUCUGAGCCUCGUGCAGAGCAGCCCCAAGCGCCGCAGCUUUUCCUCUCGCCUUCCUUCUCCGCCUCGGCCCCUGCCAAGGCUUUCCGAAGUCCGCUGGUUGCGGGCAGUUCGCAGUUGUACUGCCCCCUCCGAUUAUCCGAAGCCUUACAAGCAGCCUCGGGAUGCGGCCCCAGCACUUACCAACCUUACCCCAUGGAGACUCUUCUCGCCUAAAUGGGAAAAUGUGGGGUGAGAAAAGGUGGUGGUAUUUGGGCUGGAGAAUGGAAAAGGGAGGAGAAGAGAGAAAAUUCGGUCUCUUGGUUCUACCCAGAGACUUAAAAAAGAAAAUCCAAAUUUCACGUGCCUUAAAACCAGAUGCAUUUUCAAAAGAUGUUUUAACUUAAUUAGUCCAAAAAAGUUUUAUUUUGUCUUUUAAUGGACCAAAGCGAUUCUUAAUCAUUGUUUGAAAACUACUUGACUAAGACUUUUCCUCUCUUCUUUACCAAGAAACCCUUCAUCCCUAAACCCUCUGCCCUUAACACUUUUCCCUUAAUUCUUCCUAGGCAAAAGAAAUUUGCAGCUUGAUCAGGGAACAAUUCCACAAGAUAUAUUAUGAGACUACUGUUUGGGGCAUACUGGACCCCACUCUGUGUGUGUAUGGUUGCAUUUGCUGAUGUGUUUGAGUGUGAGAGUGUCAGAGUUUUUAGGUCAGUUCUCUGCUAUAAACCAAUGCAUCACUGUGCCAAAAGAGAGAGAAAACUGCAUAAUUCUAACUGAAUUUGUUGAUGGAUUUUUUCUAGUUAAAUUAUUUAUAUUGAAAAAACCCUUUUGAAUUGAAAAUGUUGCAGGCAACGGGCUACAGCCUUAUCUGUGGUUCAGUGAUAUUUAACUGUGGCCCUUUAGGACUAAACAGUUCCUUACAAAAUUAGCAUUAUAAAUUAUGUUAAGUGCCAGGAUCACUGCCACUGGAAAGCAGAUGUGAUUUUUAUUUUUAUUUUUAAUGUUAUUUUAUUUGUAUCUGUGUGUAUACACUGUGUAAAUUUUAUAAAA